Messenger RNA from Aureococcus anophagefferens, 1035 nucleotides. RefSeq lists its product as hypothetical. NCBI's taxonomy places the organism in Eukaryota, Pelagophyceae, Pelagomonadales, Pelagomonadaceae. The record is from RefSeq and is a predicted model, not a curated record. The coding region runs from base 1 to 1035 and encodes 344 amino acids. The transcript is spliced from 2 exons.
AUGAAGGCCGCGCUCCUCGCGUUGCUGUCCACCGGCAGCGCGCUCCGCGUGCCGCGCCGCGCCGUCGCCGGCGCCGUCGCCGGCGCCCUCACGACACCGUACGUGCCGCUGGCGGCGCGCGCCGCGGACGCCCCCGACGCGCUCUUCCCGGCGUCCAUCUACGAGGGCACGUGGGUCACCGAGCGCAAGAUCAACGUCCAGGAGGGCGACGCGGCCGCGGCCGCGGCGGCGAUGAAGGCGCUCGGCAACACGGGGCCCUACGAGAUGCUCAAGAAGGAGGCCUACGAGGCGCGGUUCCAGCCCCUCGCCGCUCCCGAGCCCGCGUGGGUCAAGCGGAACCUCUUCCCCCAGUGGGCCUCCGACAAGGGCGGCGUCGUCGGCACGGACCGCGUCUUCGAGCUCGAGAGCCGCGGCGCGUCGUCCGUCUCCGUCUCGGGCGACGUGCUCUCCUUCGCGGCCAAGGACGGCACGAAGCACGCGCUCAAGCUCGUCGACCGCAAGUCCGAGGACAUCGGCCGCGGCCAGAUCGGCUACACGGAGACCUACAUCAUUGACGGCAAGGUCGCGGCGAAGCUCUCGCGCGGCUUCCGCCCCGCGCCCGCGGCGCCCAUGUUCGGCGGCACGGAGAAGGUCGAGACCUUCGACGUCACGAACGGCGUCAUCGGCGCGACGCCGACGUCGACGACGAAGUCGCGCCUCCAGUACGAGCGGCCCGAGGUCGCCCAGAGGACGGGCUUCGGCCGCCUCCAGAGCCUCCUCUGCGACCCGACGGCGCUCGACGCGGCGUCGCCCGCGAACGUCGAGGCCGCGCGCCUCAUGGCGACGGACCGCGCGGCCUUCGACGCGCGGAGCCGCGCGGACGCCGACGCGAGCCUCGACUUCUACCGCCGCGGCGACGGGCCGGUCCAACCCGAAAGCCCGCCGCCGCCGGAGCCCGAGGACGCGCUCGGGGACGACCUUGACGCGGAGGACGAGCGGCGCCUCGCGUCGCUCUCCGUCUCCCGCAACGUCACGAUGAUGGGCAGUAAGAAAUGA